AUGUCGGUAACCGUCGCUGAGCUUGACGCAACCGUCAAGGCCUUCCAAGAAGGCAAGGGCGAUAUCCAGAAGCAGGCUCAGCAAAAGCUCAACGAGUUCAAAUCAAAUCCAGAUUCCUGGUUGAUGGUGGACAAGAUUUUGCAAGAGGCUACGUACAUGCCAACAAAAUACCUGGGGCUUCAAGUGCUGGAUGAUGUUGUUAACACUCGUUGGAAGGUUCUACCACGAAAUCAAUGUUUGGGAAUCCGCAAUUUCGUUGUCAACCAGAUCUUGCAGGCUUCAGAGACCGAAGAAUCUCUCAAGGCCAACAAGCUCUUCGUCAACAAGCUCGAUCUGACUCUGGUCACCAUUCUGAAGCAAGAAUGGCCUCAUCAUUGGCCGACGUUCAUCAACGAGAUCAUCUCCGCUUGCCACACGGGGUUGUCAGUCUGUGAAAACAAUAUGACCAUUCUCCGCCUACUCUCCGAGGAGGUCUUUGACUUUUCUCAGGACCAGAUGACCUCGACCAAGGCCAAAAACCUGAAAACCACCAUGUGCGCCGAGUUCUCCUCGAUUUUUCAGUUGUGCAAUGAAGUCCUCACCACAGCCGACUCGAUAAGCCUGGUGAAAGCGACCCUCGAGACCUUGCUCCGAUUCCUGAACUGGAUCCCGCUCGGAUUCAUCUUCGAGACCAAACUCAUCGACACCUUGGUGACCCGUUUCCUCGAAGUCGACCAAUUUCGUAACAUCACCCUCAAGUGCUUGACCGAAAUCGGUGGACUUCAGCUCGGCCAGCAGUAUGAAUAUGACGAUAAACUCGUCCAAAUGUUCACCGAGACAUUGACGGUCGUCGCCAGAACCCUGUCUCUCGACACCGACUUCCGCGAGGCAUAUGCAAAGGCGAAGCCUUCCGAACAAGAAUACAUUCUCAAUCUAGCCAUCUUCCUCUGCAACUAUUUCUCAGUACACCUCCAGACAAUCGAAAGACUGCCCAAUACCGACUAUCUGCUUCACGGUCAUUUCUACCUCAUCAAGAUCAGUCUGAUUGACGACCGCGAGAUUUUCAAGAUCUGUCUGGAAUAUUGGAAUAAAUUGGUCCAAGAACUGUAUGAAGAGAUGCAGCAACUCCCAAUCACCGAGCUGAACCCACUGGUCAAUAUGGGUGUCAGUGGAUUGGCAAAUGGUGGCGCACCUCAUCCCAGCACCCUUGCAAACUAUCCUCUACGCAAACACAAGUAUUCCCAAGUCCUGUCAAGUUUGCGUCAAGUCAUGGUCGAAAAGAUGGUCCGCCCCGAAGAAGUACUGAUCGUCGAAAAUGACGAGGGAGAAAUUGUGCGGGAAUUCGUCAAGGAGAGUGACACCAUUCAGCUCUACAAAACGACCCGCGAAUGCUUGGUGUAUCUCACUCACUUGGAUGUAGUCGAUACUGAAAAUAUCAUGUCAGAGAAGCUUCAAAGACAAGUCGAUGGAUCUGAGUGGUCUUGGAACAACUGCAACACUCUCUGCUGGGCGAUCGGCUCGAUAUCCGGUGCCAUGAAUGAAGAGACCGAGAAACGAUUCUUGGUCACUGUGAUCAAAGACCUUCUUGGAUUGACGGAGAUGAAGCGCGGCAAGGACAACAAAGCGGUGGUGGCCAGUAACAUUAUGUACAUUGUCGGGCAAUACCCACGAUUCCUCAAGGCGCAUUGGAAAUUUUUGAAGACUGUCGUCAACAAGCUGUUUGAAUUUAUGCACGAGACUCACGAGGGUGUUCAAGAUAUGGCGUGCGAUACGUUCAUCAAGAUUGCCAACAAGUGCAAGCGACAUUUUGUCGCUCUGCAACCUGGCGAGACCGAGCCCUUCAUCGACGAGAUUGUGCGCAACAUGCGGAAGAUUACAUGCGAUCUCACACCGCAACAAGUGCACACCUUUUACGAAGCUUGUGGUUAUAUGAUUUCCGCGCAGGGUCAGAAGAGUGUGCAGGAUCGACUCAUCGACAAUCUCAUGUCCCUUCCGAACGCCGCCUGGGACAAUGUCAUCCAGCAAGCAAAUUCCAAUCCCGCCAUCCUUCAAGACGCAGACACGAUCAAGGUGAUCGGAAACAUUAUGAAGACUAACGUGGCAGCAUGUUCGUCAAUCGGGAGCUAUUUCUACUCGCAGAUUGGCCGCAUCUAUCACGAUAUGCUCAAUAUGUACCGGGCUUCAAGUCAACUGAUCUCGGAUUCUGUUGCUUCGGGAGGCAACGUUGCGACCAAGACACCAAAAGUUCGAGGUCUACGGACCAUCAAGAAAGAGAUUCUCAAGCUCGUGGACAUCUACGUUCAGAAAGCUGAUGACCUGCAAAUGGUUAAUGACAGCAUGGUACCGCCGUUGCUGGAUGCCAUUUUGCUUGACUACCAGCGCAAUGUACCCGAUGCUCGAGAUGCCGAAGUCCUGAGUGUGACCACCACUAUCAUCCACAAGCUACAUAAUCUGAUGGACGACAAGAUCUCGCCAAUUAUGGACAGUAUCUUCGAAUGUACUCUGGAGAUGAUCAACAAAGAUUUCCACGAAUACCCCGAAUUCCGCGUUGAGUUUUUCAAACUCCUCCAGGCAAUCAACCUGUUCUGCUUCCCCGCCCUCCUGAAACUUGACGGCCGACAAUUCAAGUUUGUCAUGGACUCUUGCAUGUGGGCCAGUAAGCACGAUAACCGAGAAGUCGAGAACACCGGGUUGUCCAUGUGCUUGGAGCUGAUCAAUAACAUGGCCGAGACAGAUCCCCAGACUGCGGGGAUCUUCUUCCAACAAUUCUACAUCUCCAUCCUCCAAGAUGUCUUCUUUGUCCUUACUGAUUCAGACCACAAGGCGGGAUUCAAAUCACAGUGCCUGCUGUUGGCUCGCAUGUUCCAACUGGUGGAGGCCAACAAGAUUUCACAGCCCUUGUAUCAACCCGACCAAGCCCCCCCGGGCACCUCGAACAAGCAGUUCGUCAGCGAAUUUACCGCCAACCUCCUCCAGCGCGCCUUCCCCAACCUAAAGGAGGUACAGAUCCAGCAUUUUGUCACUGGACUCUUCACUCUGAAUGAGGACACUACCAAGUUCAGGACUCAUCUACGUGACUUCUUGAUCUCCCUCAAGGAAUUUGCGGGUGACAAUGCCGAGCUCUAUGCUGAAGAGCGAGAACAAGAAAAGAAGGAUCUUGCAGAUGCUGAACGCGAACGGGCCAUGAAAGUGGGCGGCCUCAUCAAGCCUGCAGACCUCGACCAGGAUGAUGAGCUGUGA
This is a messenger RNA of Rhinocladiella mackenziei CBS 650.93, 3219 nucleotides long. RefSeq lists its product as uncharacterized. Gene Ontology annotation, molecular function: nuclear export signal receptor activity; small GTPase binding. The record is from RefSeq and is a predicted model, not a curated record. Gene Ontology annotation, cellular component: cytoplasm; nucleus. Gene Ontology annotation, biological process: protein export from nucleus; ribosomal small subunit export from nucleus; ribosomal large subunit export from nucleus. The transcript is spliced from 3 exons. Lineage: Eukaryota; Fungi; Ascomycota; Eurotiomycetes; Chaetothyriales; Herpotrichiellaceae. The coding region runs from base 1 to 3219 and encodes 1072 amino acids.